Galleria mellonella (greater wax moth) is the source of this 3591-nucleotide messenger RNA. RefSeq names its product protein phosphatase Slingshot (gene ssh). Gene Ontology annotation, cellular component: cytoplasm. Gene Ontology annotation, biological process: actin cytoskeleton organization; protein dephosphorylation; negative regulation of actin filament polymerization. NCBI's taxonomy places the organism in Eukaryota, Metazoa, Arthropoda, Insecta, Lepidoptera, Pyralidae. Gene Ontology annotation, molecular function: actin binding; protein tyrosine/serine/threonine phosphatase activity. The record is from RefSeq and is a predicted model, not a curated record.
CGCUUUAUUCAUUCAUCCAUUCAUAGCUUUAAUUUCUCUGAUUUCUUGUUCCUUGUCUUGUUCAUUUGUUGUUGGAGGAUUAUUUGUGAUUUGGUAAAAAUAUGCUUAAUAUAAAUGUUCAUCUAAUAUCUGUGUUAAAAGUGAUUAUGUGUAUUUAAAAAAUAAUUAAGUUGAUAUUCUUUUAAGAACCAACAUUUCGUCAUUUCUUACAGACUAGUAUGAUAUCUCAAUAGUUUCAUUUUUGUUUGCGAUUUUAGAUUAUUUUGAUAAUGGAUCGUUAAUGUUAAAUGUGGUAUGGCACUUGUUACUAUUCGACGCUCUCCGAGUGUGCAGACACCAAGGAAAUCAGAUGAGACAGAAAAAUCAACAGAAAAUAUUGAAGAGGAUGUCAGUAACCGUGUCAGCAAGAGCCUCAAUGAGUGUUAUUUUGCGAACAAGGGAGCGGCGUUGGUACUGGGCGGUUCGGAGUGUGGAUGCGCAGACCAGCGCCGAGCGUCGGCGCGAGCGCAUCCCCAACCGGACAUACAACACCAUCUGCAGUCCAUGUUCUACCUGUUGCGCCCGGAGGAGACGCUCAAAAUGGCGGUGAAACUGGAGAGCGCUCACGCGGGGCGCACCAGAUACCUGGUUGUGGUAUGCCGUAGCGAAGAAGCGGCUCUCCUCGGUAUCGACUGCAACGAGCGCACCACUGUCGGCCUCGUGUUGAGGGUUCUCGCGGACACAUCUAUAAAGCUUGAUGGUGACGGAGGAUUUAGUGUGUGCGUGUGCAAUCAACAACACAUAUUCAAACCAGUGUCUGUACAGGCCAUGUGGUCAGCGUUACAAACGCUGCACCGCGCCAGCAGCCGAGCCCGUGCGCUGAACCACUUCGCUGGCGGCGCGUCGCACGCCUGGUGCGCUUACUAUGAGGAGCGCAUCGACUCGGACCGUUCCUGCCUCAAUGAGUGGCAUGCCAUGGACUGCAUCGAAUCCCGUCGCCCGCCUUCGCCGGAUUCGCUUAGGCUAAAGCCUCGCAAAAGAGACGAAACAGAGCGUGUGAUUCGAUGUACGUUGAAGGAAAUAAUGAUGAGCGUUGACAUAGACGAGGUGACGAGCAAAGUAAUCCGCGGCCGGCUAGAAGACGAGUUGGAUAUGGACCUCGCUGAAUACAAGUCUUUUAUCGACCAAGAGAUGCUCACUAUAUUAGGACAGAUGGAUGCUCCCACUGAGGUGUUUGAUCACGUUUAUCUUGGCUCCGAGUGGAACGCCAGUAAUCUCGAAGAACUGCAACGAAAUGGGGUAAGGCACAUAUUAAAUGUGACAAGAGAGAUUGACAAUUUUUUCCCGGGUAUGUUCGAUUACUUAAACAUAAGAGUGUAUGACGACGAUAGAACGGACCUCCUCAAACAUUGGGACAAUACAUACAAGUACAUAAACAAAGCCCGGAAUGAAGGCUCGAAAGUGCUCGUCCAUUGUAAAAUGGGCAUCAGCAGAUCCGCUUCCGUCGUAAUCGCUUAUGCAAUGAAGGCAUUCAACUGGAACUUUGACAAAGCUCUCAAGCAUGUAAAAGCGAAAAGAAAUUGUAUUAAACCAAACACUAACUUCCUAAAUCAACUUGAAACUUAUCAAGGAAUACUAGAUGCAAUGAAGAACAAAGAAAAAUUACAAAGAUCAAAAUCAGAAACUAAUUUGAAGUCGCCAAAAAAUAAUUCGAAAAUAGAGAGUAAAAUAUUGGAUCCUACACCUCUAGUCUUGGCUUUGACUGGUUCCUAUAUUGGUAGGCCGCGUUCAUGGUCUCCCGAUAGCAAACUCGCUUCCGAACUAUUGCCACCGACCUCUGUCUCUCUAGAAAACCUAGUCUAUGAAACUCGACAUAUGUUAAUGCCUUAUGCAAAUGGAACUUAUAGUGUAUCACCUAAUCAGAUCAUAAGAUUAAAGGAGGAAGGAGCCCCGUCUGUUAAACAUAUUGUAAAUGAAAUAGAGAAUGCUGCUUCAAGUGAACGUAGAGAUUUAAGUAAAAGAUAUCAGAAGUUAAAUUUCGGAAAUCAAAAUGAUUCAUCCAGUUUUAAAUCAUCUGAUGGUUCUGUAUCCUCCUUAGUGCAAACGGGUGACGCACCUAGUAAACCACCACAGGCAUCACCGUCGCGAAAUUUAAGUCACAAAUAUUCUCAUUCAAACUUAGAAGAUGAUAAAAUCCAUACCUGGGAUCCAGGGGAAGCUCCGUGGCCCAGGGUAGAAGAUAAUCGAAACAUUAGUGACAGUGAUAAUAUAGUGAAAAGUGAUAGUGGUAUAAUUGACACAAAGACGAAAACGAGUGACGCUUUUUUAAAUUUAGUAGAUCGUAACAUAGACAGCGAGGAGAGGAGAGCCGUCGACGAGGACGCGCCGCCGCCCAGCCGACAGAGUUCGUGGAGCUCGUUCGACAGCGCCGUGGUGCCCGACCUGUCGCGCCACUCCUCCUGGGGCUCGUACGACACGCGGGGCCGCGCGCCGGCCGCCGCGCGCGACGACGCCGCCAAGCGCAAGGAGCGCGGCGACGAGCGCGCCGCGCGCCGCGACGACGAGCGGCCCACCUCCGACCUCGGCAUCAUCAGCGAGCACACGGAGCCGCGGCGCGGCGGGCGCGCGCCUGCCCGCGCGCCCGUCACCAUGUCCGAUAACGAGCGCAAAUUCAACGAAACCUGUGCCAUACUGGAGGAGCUCGCGGCGGCGGCGGCGCGCAUGGAGCGCGCGCGCGACCGCGGCGCCUCCACGUGGAGCGGCCGGCUGUCGGCGUCCGCGCCCGCCGCGCCCGCCGAGAGGCCGCGCGCCGGCCUGCGGCGGCGCCGCGCCGCCUGCGCCUCGCACGGCGACCUGCCGCGCGCCGCGCCGCCCGUGCCGCCCGCGCCCCCCGCGGGGCUCGUCAGCAACCUCAAGAAGGAGUUCGAGGCUCGCUCCGAGGCUGACUCGACGCGCCGCUCGCACUCGCGUGGCCGCGCCGCCGCGCACGAUGGCAGGGAAAGGGGGCCUGCGUCCCCCCCGUCAGGAGAAGAUCUUUCCGUGCGUGUGCUGGUCGACAAGUAUGACCAACCGGGCCGUGCGCGGUGCGAGUCGGCGUGCGAGACGAGCCGGCCGCGGGCGGCCCACGAAUCUGUGUCGAAGAAGUGCCGGCUGGCAGCGGAGGGUGGCGGUGGUGGUGGCGGCGAGCGGCGCGGUGCGGCUCUGCGCAACUCGUUCUGCGGCGCGCUGCGCGGCGGCUCGGAGCGGCCGCCACUCGCGCCCACCGUCGUCUCGAUCGCGCCCAUCGACUACUCCAAUAUGGUGGUUCCGUCUGUGAUGUCGAAAGCUCAAAAUAAAAACAAUUACAACACGGAAAGACCCAUCCGUUGACGAGGCUCAACUUGAAUCGGUCGAAUAAUAGAUGUUCAAAUCCUGUAUAUAAUACUAUGUAGAAGUAUUUAUGUUUUUUAUUUAUUAUGAAUUCUUGCCAAACUCGAUGUUCUAUCUUUCUAGAGUUUUAUAUGCUAUUUACAAAAUGAAAUCACAGUGUAUUUGUCUAUCACGUAAAUUGUGUUAAGCGGCUGUUUGUGAGUAGAGAAAUGUUAAAGGAGAGAAUAAAUUCAAUACAACUGA